AUGCUCUCAGCUACGCCAUCACCAGUCACCAUCAUAGCAUUCGUGACACGGAAGCCCGGCACGACGCUCGAGGACUUCAAGACAUACUUUGAGACGAGGCACGCGCCUUGGGUCAUUUCCCUCGUCGAGGCGGGCUGCGGAGCCCAAGUCCUGCCCCUGAGCUAUGCGCGGUACUACCGUGACGACGGCAAGGCUGCGUCUCUGCCCGUCGGACCGGGAGACUAUGACGCCGUGUCCUGCGUGACUUUUCGGGACAUGCAGCACCGGGACGAAUACCUCGCCGAGAUCACCAAGCGCUACGAGGCAAUAGGCGCGGACGAGGAGACGUUUAUGGAUCGCAGCAAGCUCAAGGUCAUGACUGGCUCGGAUAUGACGUGGUGA
Messenger RNA from Pyricularia pennisetigena, 381 nucleotides. RefSeq lists its product as uncharacterized. The transcript has a single exon. The record is from RefSeq and is a predicted model, not a curated record. Gene Ontology annotation, molecular function: oxidoreductase activity. Bases 1 to 381 code for a protein of 126 amino acids. Lineage: Eukaryota; Fungi; Ascomycota; Sordariomycetes; Magnaporthales; Pyriculariaceae.